Misgurnus anguillicaudatus (oriental weatherfish) is the source of this 1217-nucleotide messenger RNA. It is a transcript of the gene ripply3, whose product is annotated as ripply transcriptional repressor 3. Gene Ontology annotation, biological process: embryonic pattern specification; negative regulation of transcription by RNA polymerase II. NCBI's taxonomy places the organism in Eukaryota, Metazoa, Chordata, Actinopteri, Cypriniformes, Cobitidae. The record is from RefSeq and is a predicted model, not a curated record. Gene Ontology annotation, cellular component: nucleus.
GGAAGACCAGCUACCCACCAACAUGAGCAGCUUUGCCAGACUGGGAGGACCAUCUUAAACCAGCUACCAGGUUAUGCUGGUCUUAGCUGGAUUUUUCAGUAGGGUUGUACUGGUGUCUGUUCGUACAUGAGGAAUUAUACGUAGUUUAAACGAUGUUACGCAGAUUAUGUAGAAUUUAUUAAAAAUCUUUGUUGUUGUUGUUACACUGCUAUAUGACAGCCAAUCAUUAUAUUAGACACCCCUUUUCCCACAAAGGCGGUUUAUUCAGUUUACUAAAGACUCUCCUCCAUAGACUUACAUUCAAAGAAAACGGCCUCUGGCCUUUUUGCGCGUUUUUUGCUAAUCUAAUGGGGCUUUGGGUAAGCCCCCCACCUUCCGACCCUUGCAACGCCCCUGGCCGCGUGUACAACAAAGCGACUUUGACUGACAGCAGGCAGAACACGCCCACUUGCGCGUGCUCGCCUUUACCUGGAGGUCGCGCGCUUGCCGUCGGAGUCCGUCAUAGUGAAGAUGUUACCGGUGAGUUCACACGCGCAUCAGGUGAUCAGCUGUCCUGAGAUAUGGAGACCGUGGGAUAUUUCAAUAAGACAAACACAAUUUAAUAAAAUGACAUCUGGACGCCUAAGCAGAGUCGAUCGACCUGAAGAAGCUUUCCAGCAUCCAGUGAGGCUGUUCCUGCCCAGAUCCAGAAUGCUGGAGUAUCUGUCUCAUCUCGGCAAGAAGGUUCUGGCCAGUUUUCCAGUUCAGGCAACGCUACACUUUUACAAUGACGAAGACUCUGUCUCUGAGGAUGAAAGCGACGACACAGACGAGUCUCGUUCAGCUUUCAGGAAGUCCAUCAGUGUUUAGGAAACAUGCACGUUACAGGAAACAGUGCUGAUCCACGGAGAACACAGACAAGAUGAACAUCACCUGAGACGGGCAGAGAUACAGAACAACAGGUCCGGUCAUGAGGCUCUGUACUGACCUUUGACCUGAGGAAGACCAAUAUUCACUGCAUCAUGUCAUCUUCUUAGCUUUCAUCUUUAUGUUUUGUUGUUUGUUUAAACUUGGUGCCCUUUAUGACAGCAUAUUAUAUGAUAACAAUGUGAUGAUUUAUCUGAUAGUAUUCUGAUUAUGUUCAUUUGUGUGAUAUUGCUAAAAUUAUUGUACAGUUGCAUUUAUUGGGUGUGUAAAUCUAAAUAUUCUUUCAUAUUAAAUAAAAAAAAUCUAUAAUA